Messenger RNA from Oreochromis aureus, 816 nucleotides. RefSeq names its product diazepam binding inhibitor (GABA receptor modulator, acyl-CoA binding protein) (gene dbi). Lineage: Eukaryota; Metazoa; Chordata; Actinopteri; Cichliformes; Cichlidae. Bases 114 to 539 code for a protein of 141 amino acids. The transcript is spliced from 5 exons. Gene Ontology annotation, molecular function: fatty-acyl-CoA binding. The record is from RefSeq and is a predicted model, not a curated record. Gene Ontology annotation, biological process: fatty acid metabolic process.
GUUUAGCCAAUAGGAAGGAGGGCGUGAAGGCCAUCCGGGGCCGUUGUAUUACGAGGAAAUGGUUUGACAGUCUGUGUGCAUGUGCAAGGCUUAUAAUUUUCUACUAAGCAAGCAUGGCUGAGCUCCAGUGUUUGUCGUGCAGGAAGCAGACUGAAGCUGAUCUGGAGUACGACUUCAGAAAAAUCACCCCACUGGGUAUUUAUGACAUCUUCUUCAGUCUGCCCUUCAGCCCACUUAGCAAAGAAUGGAGCAGCUCUAAUGUCGCAACCUGGGUAACGGCACAGACUAAGUUUGAUGAAGCAGCAGCAGAGGUCAAGCAGCUGAAGGCGAAGCCGACUGAUGAGGAGAUGUUGCAGAUCUACUCGCUGUUCAAGCAGGCCACCGUGGGUGAUGUGAACACAUCUCGUCCAGGGAUGUUUGAUUUCACUGGAAAAGCUAAAUGGGAUGCCUGGGAGAAGCAGAAGGGUAAGAGCAAAGAGAACGCCAUGAACGAGUACAUCAGCCUGGUGGAGGAGCUAAAGCAGAAAUAUGGAAUAUAAUGUGGCAUGAUGGCAACCAACUGGCCAGGAAAUCUGCUCCAUGGACUGUGACUGGCACCAGUCUCCAUGCCUGCACAGUUAAAACGCCUUAAAACUCAACAAGUGUGUCUGUAAACAGCUCACAUGUGAACACCUGGUGGAUUGCUUCUAGUCCUAGAAACUGACCCAAGUAGCUGCUGAUGGACACAUUUAAAUUGUGUAUAUAUCAAGUUUCAGUAUUCAUGUGUUUCUGCAGAAAGUCCUGUCAUUUCAAUAAAAAACUCAUCUUAAAGUGUGA